GAGAGGAGAGGAGGAGAGGGAAAGAGCGAGAACGAGAGACGAAUGAGUAUUUAUGACGCGAGUAUCGCAGGAUGGAUGGACAGACACUUAGAAAAUGAAGAAAAUCGUUGUUUGAAACUAUUUGCUAGAGGGAGAAUAAAAAAAUCUUAAUCAAUUACGGAUUCUUCAAAUGCGCAUCAAGUAGGGAUCUACGCCAAAUGAAGAAUUAACGUAUUUUUCAAUGUAAACUCAAUAUUUCCGAGUGAGAACGGUGCGUAGGCGACGCACGCUGUUAAUGUGAAUGGACUCGGUGUCUCUCUCCUUUUGUUAGCGCUGUUUUCAUCAAAUUAGCGCAGCCCAUACUCCGCUGCAGCCCCCUUGUCGGACGGCCAGCGGACAGCUAAGGACCCGGGUUCUAUUUAGAAGAGAGACCGCUCUCCAGUGGUCGAAAGCCGGACCUCUCACCUCUCAUUCCCCGCUCUAAGAGAGGAUCUUCUCGGUAUGAAAGCUCCAUAAACAGCUAUUUUGUAGGGAACCCAUCCCCGUUUUCAGACUGUGAUUUUUGGGGGACGCGGGCUCGCGUUAGGGGGAGGGAGACCUCGCGUAUCACAAUGGAAUUGGAGUUUGACAAUACGUCCCCGGUGCGUUAAGGAACGCAGCCUUAUUCCGUUACACUACUGUAUUUUACCCUCUCAACUGAAGUCCUUUUUUCUUAUUUUUUAAACUACCAAUUCCGGGAUGCCGCAUUUCGUGGGGUGAAGGUGCCGAACACGAGGGAAAGAAGGAGAGAGAAAGAAGAGAGGGAAGGACGGAGGAGAAAGAGAGAUUCGGAGAGCAUGGCUCUUGCAACGUUGUCUCUCUGUGUGCUAACUCUCACCUGGGCAAACUUGUACCAGGUGUGUGCCAACAGGCACGCGGUGCAUUGGAACAGCUCCAAUAUACAUCUGCGUAGGGAGGGCUACACGGUGCAGGUGAACGUGAAUGACUACCUGGACAUCUACUGUCCCCACUACAAUGACAGCCAGCGCGUGGUGGGCACCGGGGAGCAGUACAUCCUCUACAUGGUCAGCUACCGUGGUUACAGGACCUGUGACCCCCAGCUGGGCUUCAAGAGGUGGGAGUGUAACCGCCCCCACGCACCAAUCAAGUUCUCAGAGAAGUUCCAACGCUACAGCGCCUUCUCCCUGGGCUACGAGUUCCACGUGGGUCAGGAGUAUUACUACAUCUCUACACCCACUCAUCACCACGGUCGCAGCUGCCUCAGACUGAGAGUUUAUGUCUGCUGCUCCACAGUGUCUGAUGUUAAUGUAGAACCAGGACAUCCAGAAACAGGCUACACACUCAGACCAGACAUCAAAAUUCAGGACAUCGAUGAUUUUAACCCUGAGAUUCCUAAACUGGAGAAGAGUGUCAGUGGAAGCAGUCCAUCCAGGGAUCGCCUACUCAUCACCAUAGCGACGCUCCUUCUCGCUGCCAUCACCAUCUCCUAGCAACGGCCAUCCCAUCAGUGUCGCCAUGCCAACCAGCCAUGGGAGGGCUUGGGCAGGAGGGGUGAAGGAUGAGGAGGACUGAGGAUUUGGGGGAAAGGGGACAGGAGAUUAAGGGAACAUGGAAAAUAGGGCGUUAGGAGACCUUCUGAAUGACAUUGGUUGGCAAGGUGUGAAUGUGUGUGUGUGUGUGUGUGUGUGUGUGUGUGUGUGUGUGUGUGUGUGUGUGUGUGUGUGUGUGUGUGUGUGUGUGUGUG
Messenger RNA from Oncorhynchus tshawytscha (Chinook salmon), 1723 nucleotides. RefSeq names its product ephrin-A3-like. Gene Ontology annotation, molecular function: ephrin receptor binding. Lineage: Eukaryota; Metazoa; Chordata; Actinopteri; Salmoniformes; Salmonidae. The record is from RefSeq and is a predicted model, not a curated record. Gene Ontology annotation, cellular component: plasma membrane. The transcript is spliced from 5 exons. The coding region runs from base 816 to 1469 and encodes 217 amino acids. Gene Ontology annotation, biological process: ephrin receptor signaling pathway; axon guidance.